This is a messenger RNA of Jatropha curcas, 5850 nucleotides long. It is a transcript of the gene GSL05, whose product is annotated as glucan synthase-like 5. Gene Ontology annotation, cellular component: plasma membrane; 1,3-beta-D-glucan synthase complex. Gene Ontology annotation, molecular function: 1,3-beta-D-glucan synthase activity. Gene Ontology annotation, biological process: (1->3)-beta-D-glucan biosynthetic process. NCBI's taxonomy places the organism in Eukaryota, Viridiplantae, Streptophyta, Magnoliopsida, Malpighiales, Euphorbiaceae. The record is from RefSeq and is a predicted model, not a curated record.
AGAAACUGAUUCCGUUUCUCUGCAAACGCGCUUGAAUCCUCAUUUUCCUUAUCAGAUCCUUUCUCUUCUUUCUAUUUCUGUUUCUACGCUUUCCCCUUUCCACUUCUCCUUCUCUCUUUCUCUUUCACUACAGAACCCCUCGGAAAGUCCGUACUGACGCCUCGGCGGUCCACAUGCUAUGUCCGCCCUCCGCCAUCGUACGCCACCUGGAUCAACCCGGUCUAACCGGGUACAAGAACCAGAAGAGGAGGCUUACAACAUUAUUCCCAUUCACAACCUGUUAGCUGACCAUCCUUCACUCCGUUACCCCGAGGUACGAGCCGCUGCUGCUGCUUUGCGUACUGUUGGGAAUCUCCGGAAGCCGCCUUAUGCUCAAUGGCAUCCUUCUAUGGACUUGUUGGACUGGUUGGCUCUUUUCUUUGGAUUUCAAAAAGAUAAUGUUCGAAAUCAGAGAGAGCAUAUAGUUCUUCACCUUGCUAAUGCUCAGAUGCGGCUCACUCCACCUCCUGAUAACAUCGACACUCUUGAUGCCACCGUGCUUCGGAGAUUUCGCCGGAAAUUGCUCAAAAAUUAUACAAACUGGUGCUCGUACCUUAAUAAGAAAUCCAACAUUUGGAUCUCUGACCGGUCAAAUCCUGAUCUCCGCCGGGAGCUGUUGUAUAUCUCUCUUUAUCUCUUAAUCUGGGGAGAGUCGGCCAAUCUCCGGUUCAUGCCGGAGUGUAUUUGUUACAUUUUUCACAAUAUGGCCAUGGAAUUGAACAAGAUACUUGAAGAUUAUAUUGAUGAGAACACAGGGCAGCCGGUGAUGCCUUCUUUUUCCGGUGAGAAUGCGUUUCUUAACUGUGUCGUUAAGCCGAUUUAUGAAACUAUUAGAGCCGAGGUAGAGAGUAGUAAAAAUGGAACAGCGCCUCAUAGUGCUUGGAGGAAUUAUGAUGAUUUGAAUGAGUAUUUUUGGAGUAAAAGGUGUUUUGCUAAAUUGAAGUGGCCACUUGAUGUUGGAAGCAAUUUUUUCGUGAUAUCCAGUACGCAGAAGCAUGUAGGGAAGACAGGGUUUGUAGAGCAAAGGUCCUUUUGGAACUUGUUAAGGAGUUUUGAUAGAUUAUGGGUGAUGUUGAUAAUGUUUCUACAGGCUGCGAUUAUUGUUGCCUGGGAAGAGAAGACUUAUCCAUGGCAGGCAUUGAAAGAUAGAGAUGUUCAGGUUCGGGUUUUGACUGUGUUUUUCACCUGGAGUGGUUUGAGGCUCUUGCAGUCUUUGCUUGAUGCAGGUACGCAGUAUAGUUUGGUUUCUAGGGAGACUAUGGGGCUUGGGGUUAGAAUGGUAUUGAAAAGUGUAGUUUCUGCUGGGUGGAUUGUUAUAUUUGGGGUAUUCUAUGGAAGGAUUUGGACUCAGAGGAACAGUGAUGAUAGGUGGUCUCCUGAGGCUAAUAGGAGGGUUGUUAAUUUUCUUGAGGUGGCAUUUGUGUUUGUGUUGCCUGAGUUGUUGGCUUUGGCUUUUUUUAUAAUCCCAUGGAUUAGGAAUUUCCUUGAGAAUACGAAUUGGAGGAUUUUUUAUUUGUUGUCAUGGUGGUUUCAAAGUAGGAGUUUUGUUGGUCGUGCAUUGAGGGAGGGGCUUGUUGAUAAUAUCAAGUAUACUUUAUUUUGGGUUGUGGUUUUGGCUACCAAAUUUGCUUUCAGUUACUUUCUGCAGAUUAAACCCAUGAUUAGGCCAUCAAAACUGUUGGUGAAUCUUAAAACUGUGGAAUAUGAAUGGCACGAGUUUUUCAAAAAUAGCAAUAGGUUUGCAGUAGUGUUGUUGUGGCUUCCUGUGGUAUUUGUUUAUGUUAUGGACUUGCAGAUUUGGUACUCAAUUUAUUCCUCUUUUGUGGGUGCGGCAGUAGGCUUAUUUGAACAUUUGGGUGAAAUUCGAAACAUCCAGCAGCUAAGGUUGAGGUUUCAGUUCUUUGCAAGUGCAAUUCAAUUUAAUCUCAUGCCAGAGGAGCAGCUGUUAAAUGCUCGGGGGACUCUGAAGAGCAAGUUCAAGGAUGCCAUUCAUCGGUUGAAGUUGAGGUAUGGGCUUGGCCAGCCCUAUAGUAAGCUGGAGUCUAACCAGGUCGAGGCAAACAAAUUUGCUUUGAUCUGGAAUGAAAUUAUAAUGACUUUCAGGGAAGAGGAUAUUAUCUCUGAUCGGGAGCUCGAGUUGUUGGAACUACCACAAAAUUCUUGGAAUGUAAGAGUUAUUCGAUGGCCCUGUUUUCUUCUCUGCAAUGAAUUACUGCUUGCUCUCAGCCAGGCCAAAGAGUUGAUAGAUGCUCCUGACAAGUGGCUCUGGUACAAAAUAUGCAAGAAUGAGUACAGGCGCUGUGCUGUUAUAGAAGCUUAUGACAGUGUCAAGCACUUGUUGCUUGAGAUCCUCAAGAUAAACACCGAAGAACAUUCAAUUAUUACAGUCUUGUUUCAGGAAAUUGAUCACUCACUGCAGAUUGAGAAGUUUACUAAGACUUUCAACAUGAUUGCUCUUCCUCAUUUCCAUACCAAGUUGAUAAAACUUGUUGAGCUGUUGAAAAAGCCUCACAAAGAUCUUAACCAGGUGGUGAAUACCCUGCAAGCUCUGUAUGAGAUUGCUGUGCGAGAUUUUUUCAAAGAGAAGAGGAGCACAGAACAGUUGAGGGAGGAUGGGUUGGCUCCUCAUGAUCCUGCUGCCAUGGCAGGGCUGCUUUUCCAGAAUGCAGUUAAAUUGCCUGAUGACAGUAAUGAAACCUUCUAUCGGCAGGUACGGCGGUUGCACACAAUUCUUACCUCUAGGGAUUCAAUGAACAAUAUUCCCAAAAAUCUUGAGGCCAGACGUAGAAUUGCUUUUUUUAGUAAUUCCUUGUUUAUGAACAUCCCUCAUGCUCCCCAAGUUGAGAAAAUGAUGGCCUUUAGUGUCCUGACCCCGUACUACAAUGAAGAAGUGCUGUACACCAGAGAACAACUUCGAGCGGAGAAUGAAGAUGGGAUUUCCAUAUUAUACUAUUUGCAAACAAUUUAUGAUGAUGAAUGGAAGAAUUUUAUUGAAAGGAUGCGCAAAGAAGGAAUGGUGAAAGAACAUGAGAUAUGGACAACCAAGUUGAAGGAGCUUAGGCUAUGGGCAUCUUACAGAGGCCAAACAUUGUCUCGUACAGUAAGAGGAAUGAUGUAUUAUUAUCGAGCUCUUAAGAUGCUGGCUUUUCUUGAUUCUGCUUCAGAGGUGGACAUCAGGGAGGGUUCACGAGAACUUGGACCAAUGAGGCAAGACGGUGGUUCGGGUAGCUUCAAUUCUGAGAACCCUUCUGCCAAUGGAUUAAGUAGAAAUAGUAGUUCAGUCAGUUUGUUGUUUAAAGGCCACGAGUAUGGCACUGCUUUGAUGAAAUACACAUAUGUGGUUGCCUGCCAGAUAUACGGGACUCAAAAGGCAAAGAAGGACCCACAUGCUGAGGAUAUACUCGAUUUGAUGAAGAAUAAUGAGGCUCUUCGAGUUGCAUAUGUUGAUGAGGUGAACACUGGGAGGGAUGAGAAGGAAUAUUACUCAGUGCUUGUGAAGUACGAUCAGCAAUUGGAGAAAGAAGUUGAAAUCUACAGGGUCAAGUUGCCAGGCCCCUUGAAACUUGGAGAGGGAAAACCGGAGAAUCAAAAUCAUGCUAUCAUCUUUACACGUGGUGAUGCUGUGCAGACUAUUGAUAUGAACCAGGAUAACUAUUUUGAGGAGGCACUCAAAAUGCGAAAUCUCUUGGAAGAAUACAGGCACUACUAUGGGAUUCGGAAGCCUACUAUCUUGGGAGUCAGGGAACAUAUAUUUACUGGUUCUGUCUCAUCACUGGCAUGGUUUAUGUCGGCACAGGAGACGAGCUUUGUCACCUUGGGACAGCGUGUUUUGGCAAAUCCUUUGAAAGUUCGAAUGCAUUAUGGCCAUCCAGAUGUCUUUGACAGGUUGUGGUUCUUGACUCGUGGUGGCAUCAGUAAAGCUUCCAGGGUGAUUAAUAUUAGUGAAGACAUUUUUGCUGGUUUUAACUGCACCUUGCGAGGAGGCAAUGUCACUCACCAUGAAUACAUCCAAGUUGGCAAGGGAAGGGAUGUUGGCUUUAAUCAGGUUUCAAUGUUCGAAGCCAAGGUUUCCAGUGGAAAUGGAGAGCAAGUUCUCAGCAGAGAUGUUUAUAGGUUAGGCCACAGGCUGGACUUCUUCCGGAUGCUAUCAUUCUUUUAUACUACUGUGGGAUUCUAUUUCAAUACAAUGAUGGUCAUUCUGACUGUGUAUGCAUUUCUAUGGGGCCGGCUUUAUUUGGCUCUUAGUGGUGUUGAGGCUUCUGCUUUGGCUAACAGCAGCAACAAUAAAGCACUUGGUGCUAUUCUGAAUCAGCAAUUCAUAAUCCAGCUUGGUCUUUUCACUGCUCUUCCGAUGAUAGUAGAAAACUCUCUCGAGCAUGGAUUCCUCCAAGCCAUCUGGGAUUUCUUGACAAUGCAACUUCAGCUCUCAUCUAUUUUCUACACAUUCUCCAUGGGCACUAAGACUCACUUCUUUGGUCGAACUAUCCUUCAUGGUGGUGCAAAGUAUCGCGCAACUGGGCGUGGUUUUGUUGUGCAGCACAAGAGUUUUGCAGAGAAUUAUAGGCUCUACGCUCGUAGCCAUUUUGUGAAGGCGAUUGAACUAGGGCUGAUACUAACUGUUUAUGCCUCACAUAGUGUUAUAGCUAAGGAUACAUUUGUUUACAUAGCCAUGACUAUCUUUAGUUGGUUCCUGGUUGUGUCAUGGAUAAUGGCUCCAUUUGUUUUCAAUCCAUCUGGUUUUGAUUGGUUGAAAACAGUGUAUGAUUUUGAUGAUUUUAUGAACUGGAUUUGGUAUAAAGGUGGUGUGUUUGCAAAAGCUGAACAGAGCUGGGAAAGAUGGUGGUAUGAGGAACAGGAUCACUUGAGGACCACUGGACUUUGGGGAAAAUUACUGGAGAUAGUUUUGGACCUUCGCUUCUUCUUUUUUCAAUAUGGCAUUGUCUACCAGCUAGGCAUUGCUGCUGGCAGUACCAGCAUUGCCGUUUACUUGUUGUCUUGGAUUUAUGUUGUUGUUGCCUUUUCAGUUUCUUGGCUGAUAGCAUAUGCUAGGGACAAGUAUGCAGCAAGAGAACAUAUCUACUAUCGCCUGGUCCAGUUUCUUGUGAUUAUACUUGCAAUAGUUGUGGUAGUAGCGUUGCUUGAGUUCACAUCUUUCAAAUUUGUGGAUAUAUUCACCAGUUUGUUGGCUUUUAUCCCUACUGGAUGGGGCAUGUUGUUGAUUGCCCAAGUACUCCGCCCCUUUCUCCAGUCCACUGUACUUUGGGGAUCAGUGGUGUCUGUGGCCCGGAUGUAUGAUAUAAUGUUCGGAGUGAUUGUUAUGGCUCCUGUGGCAUUUCUGUCGUGGAUGCCUGGGUUUCAAUCAAUGCAGACACGAAUCCUAUUCAAUGAUGCAUUUAGUAGGGGCCUCAGGAUAUUCCAGAUUGUCACAGGGAAAAAAUCUAAGGGUGAUUUGUGAUUUGAGCUUUGAAGUUGUGAUGCGGUGUAAGAAAAUGAGCAGAAUUUUCUUUCAAUAUGGCUUGUGAGUCCGACAUAGAGUCGAUAAAAACUUCUGCAGGGAGGUGAAGAUUCAGUUUGCUUCUUGAUUCUGAUAUCCAUCUUUCAUUACUGUUGUAAUUAUCAGAUCUCUCAUUGAUGUUCAUUUAUUAUUUUGGGGGGAGCUUUUGGUUAUACGUGCUUUUAUCUUCCCUUCGCAUUUUUUAAAGUACAGCUCUUAACAACGCAUAGUGUCUAUACUGAGGUUAGUGUGGUAGUCUGAGAUUUGGUAGAAUAUUUGUAAUUCUUUUGCCAGAUAUGCACCUUUUUUCUUCACUA